AAGGGCCGAGGCCAAAGGCUUGUGCAUCUCGAGUUGUCGACAGACCCAUGCCAUGCAUGUGUGAGCUGAUGAGAAGCUGACAGUCUCUGCUCCUGUUACUAUUGUCGAUAGACAUCCAUCCUCCAGAAAAAAAAAGGCACAGAUUUGCGAGGCAACAGAUACUUCCACCAACAACAUUACAUUCCGGCGGUGUACAGGUUUCCACCUUUCCCACCGCGAAAAGCCGGCCAAGAUCGGGAAAAAAAUGGCAAUAUCCGGGAUCCGAGUCCGGGGCCCAGCCGAAGAUAUGAAAGCGAUGGAGGAAUCACCAAAGAAGCUGCUGGGGUUUUCUCGCUCAGCUCAGGGUUGGAGAAGGUAUGAAAAGAAUGGGUGAGCUGUGUAUGUGCAUCACACCGCCAUUGCCACAGCACUCCACAUGCUUCCACUCAGAAUUUUGUCACAAUCCACAGCAGAAGUGAGGACCAAACGGAUCCAGAAGGCGCAGCGGCGGCACCAGGUGAGGCGAGGUGGAUCAGAGCAGGGAUAAUGGAUCUCUGAUGGCGAGAGGGGCAUCGCAUUCAGCUCACUCACUGAUGCUGCACCACUGACCUCAGGGAAAGGGAGGGCCAUCUUUUCUCCUUCGCCAUUUUGUUCCAAUGGGACGGACAUGGACGGCACUCAGAGGGGUUUCCUCUUCUUUCUUCAGUCAGAUAGGGACCCAGGGAGCACAUGAGAGGAUCAGAGGAAGAUGACCGGUCCGUGGCGCUGCAAGUCGUUGUCUGCACGAAGUGGUGCCAAAUUAUGCAAGCAUAAAGCAAUGGUAAUGCUAAUCUGGGAGAAGAGGUGGCUUCCCCCCAUGACUAAGUUGGAAUUGCAUUGGCCGGAGGGCGUAUGUAUGUACAUGGCGUGGUUUGACAUUGGUUCCUACCCUUCCUGGUGUGCUGCUCCACUGCAGACCACCUUCUUCCUCCACGAGAAAGACGACGACCAUCCACGACCAAUGGCCGUGGAAUCGAAACGUGUUGUGCUGGGACGGAAAGGAAAGGCGACGCGCGACGGCAAUGGUCAUCUCCAGUGGGGGCUGCCGGCAGCGUCUCGUCCCAUGGAUCCUCCGUGAUCCUGCCUUUUUGACCUUUGUUUAUUCACCCUGAAUGAAAUCGAUUGAUUGGUUAGCUGGAGCUUGAAAAAUUCACACUCUCUGCUAGUGUGGACGGAACAAAACCAGCAUGUGCUAGUUUUUGUGAAGGUGAUUACCUGUGUUGUUUAAUGCGCAAUUAGGCUCGUGGAAACCGGUCUGACUUGACUUUACGGACCUGAGAGUGAGAGCUCCUCUCUGCUCUGUCAUCAUCAGAUGGGGGAAAAAAAUGAAAAGGGCUUCAUGUCCUCGUCGUCGGCACUAGCGUACUCCGUACUGUACGUGUACACGCCAUCUCCGUACGGUGCGUAUGAAUACUGUCCGGUUUCUCUGUCAUCCUAAAAACUAGUAGGCCAUUAUAUUAACAACCGAGUAUACACCCGGAUGCAAAUAAAUCAAUUCAGAUUAAUUAGGGCUGACUGGCUAAGCAGUGGCUCCACUAAAAAACUAAACGCUGUUUUUUUACUUUUUUAUUAGGAUAAGGUUUUUUUUUGCGAAUUACACGGUACAAACACU
Messenger RNA from Sorghum bicolor (sorghum), 1630 nucleotides. RefSeq lists its product as uncharacterized. Bases 728 to 1096 code for a protein of 122 amino acids. The record is from RefSeq and is a predicted model, not a curated record. The transcript has 3 exons. NCBI's taxonomy places the organism in Eukaryota, Viridiplantae, Streptophyta, Magnoliopsida, Poales, Poaceae.